AUGUAUGACGCCGCAGCAAUUGCAUUCUGCACCGUCUCGCUCACCAUCUUGGCCAUCAUCACACUCAUGACUUUCUGGUGGAGAAGGUACCGGCGGCAGAACCAGCAUCACUCUCCAGAUCAAGACGAAGACUGGCACCGGAACCAGCACCAACACCAGGAGCCAAAGGAAAUCGGGGCUCAGGCUCAGGCUCAGAGAGGACCGCGGAUUUGCCCUAAUAAUCGGGUUCGGGAAAACGGCAGCAGCAACAGCACACACAACCCAUUGGAGUAUCACAACGCAGCGGCAGGGACGCCCGAAUAUAUGUUCGACUGCAAAUUCAAUCGCGGUUGGUCGGGAAGUAGUAGCGUCAAGAGGUUUGCCGAGGAGCUUGAACAGGACGAUGCAAUGACGGAUUUCGCAGAAGCCACAGACUCUGGUGGUUAUGCUGUCGAGGUUGUUCCAGACAACAACAGCCCAAGCCCAUUGAAUGCAAAUGAAAGAAAGAAUGUCGUGAGCGCUGCCGCAUCCUCCUCCUCACAGAAUAGCGCAGAGUGGGAAGAACAGAUCAGGAUUGUGGAACUUGAAGCAACAGGCGGAGGAUGCUCUGCAAAGUAUUCGCUGUUUGACGAUCAGUACAUCGCAGCGCUUCUUGAGGACAUUCUUUCUUCUCAACAAUUGAGUCCAACGGAGUUUCAACACAUGAGUCUCGUCCCAGCGCCUCUCAACAUACGACGAGAACGAGAACCUGGCCGGGAUAAAUCGAGUCUCCGUCUGGCUCCAAGAGUAUCUCGCGGCGGUGUCGGCGUCGGCGACGAAAACAGAACGUCACGAAAUAGCUUGUACCCGCGUUCGCACCCGCACCCGCUCAGGAGCCAUCCUGUAAGCGACAUCACAAUUUCAAAACCUUGGCUUCAGUACGGAGAAGCAGACAAAAAGAUCACGACAGACACUUUACAAUGUCCUCGGCCAGCCCAUCAUCGAAUCCAGGCUGAUGAAUAUAUAUCGCAACAGCCGAUUCCCGGAAACCGUUACAAUGAUUCGAUCAUAGGUCGGUAUUUCACUGGAACAGGGACACAUGGCUCUGGCUGCGCAUCGGAGUCGGAAAGAUGGACAAUGGCGUCGGAAGCGACAUUGUGGGUGUAG
Exophiala dermatitidis NIH/UT8656 is the source of this 1125-nucleotide messenger RNA. RefSeq lists its product as uncharacterized. NCBI's taxonomy places the organism in Eukaryota, Fungi, Ascomycota, Eurotiomycetes, Chaetothyriales, Herpotrichiellaceae. The record is from RefSeq and is a predicted model, not a curated record. The transcript has a single exon. The coding region runs from base 1 to 1125 and encodes 374 amino acids.